Molecule: messenger RNA, 408 nt
Organism: Bradysia coprophila
Lineage: Eukaryota; Metazoa; Arthropoda; Insecta; Diptera; Sciaridae
Product: lachesin pseudogene
Source: RefSeq, a predicted model, not a curated record
AUGAAGUACCUAAUUUCGCUGUUUGUAAUUGUGCAAAUUUGUUUGAUUCAUGGUCAAGACGAGCCGACCAUAGUGAAAAUAUCACGAAACCAGGAAAAAAAUCUCGGAGACUCAAUCGAACUGAAAUGCCAAGUAGCCAACACAGACGAUUAUCCAGUUAUGUGGUUAAAGGAUCGCGGAAGCAAACGGUCACCGCAGAUUAUAUCGACAGACACAACGUUGGCUGUUCAAGAAGAUCGUUACAAUUUGAAUGUUGAUAAGGGCAAAACGACUUUUAGUUUAAGAAUCGACGAUCUGCAAAAACGGGAUGCUGGAUUGUACAGAUGUGAAAUUCAACUGUCGGAUUCGAACGUGAUUUCUGCCGAAGUUACUGUGAAGUUAAGCUCCGAUGGUUCAGCUUUUCAGUAA